Messenger RNA from Oryzias melastigma (Indian medaka), 4780 nucleotides. RefSeq names its product ATPase plasma membrane Ca2+ transporting 3b (gene atp2b3b). NCBI's taxonomy places the organism in Eukaryota, Metazoa, Chordata, Actinopteri, Beloniformes, Adrianichthyidae. Gene Ontology annotation, molecular function: PDZ domain binding; ATP hydrolysis activity; ATP binding. Gene Ontology annotation, biological process: calcium ion transmembrane transport; regulation of cytosolic calcium ion concentration. The record is from RefSeq and is a predicted model, not a curated record. Gene Ontology annotation, cellular component: intracellular membrane-bounded organelle; membrane.
UGUAAAGAUGUCGCACGAGCAUCGUCUCCCCCCGCAUUUCUCUCCUGUCCUUCAUUUGGAUUUUUGCCGGUGUCCCUAACGGUGCCCCCCCUCCCCCGGUCAUCCCUCCUCACCACGGGGCUGUUAAAACCCUCAUCCCCUCUCUCUCUCUCGCUCACUCUCUCACUCCAUCUCUUUCUCCGUCUCUCCACCCCUCUCUCGCUCCCUCUCUUUCUCGUCCUCCGCCGCAGAACUCCGCCGUCCGACCAUCAGGUGACCGCGCGGAGCGGAGGAUUCAUCUGCACCGUCGUCGUUUUACAUCCCUCCACUUCUUCGGACUCCCAGAGACCGGAGCUGCCGCAGCACCGCUCUCCCCCUCCUCCUCCUUCCCCCCCUCAGCAUCCUCUCAUCCGGUCUGGGACGCUCACCGCUCAACACACGCGCAAGAUUAGCGGGGAUUCUGCCUCCCCGCCCGCGCGCGCGCCGAUGCUGAUGUCCUUGAGCUCGGCCUGCACGGUUCUGGUAGUGAAGCAGUAGCUACCUCUAAACUGGAUCCACUUCCUGUCUCUGGCUGGUCGGCCGUCUCUGCGCAGCUCGCUCUGCUUCCCGUCUGUUUGUCAUUUCUUCAUUCCCGUCUGUGAGUCCGUCAGCCCGUCCACCCGUCCGUCCAUGGACUGGCCGUGACCCUGGAGGGAACGAGGAAAGAGUGGAGUCGCAGGGGGUACGAAGGAAGAGAAAGCUGGAUUUGUUCAGUCUUCAAGCUUCUGAAGUGCUCCUGCUCACUAUCCUUCAUCUCCCUCGUCAUCCUUCACCAACACGUCCCUCUGUUAUGGAGAUUUGAAGGAGCUGUGGGUGGGAGAACAUGAAACCUGCUCUUUUGUAAAGUAAAAAAAACAGGGGCUUGGGCAUAUAAUUUUAUUCAUAUAUUUUUGAUUUAAAUUUAGAGCACAUGAACACACCCUCAGCAACCAAACGAAGGAGGACCUGACCAGAUAACAGAAAAGAGACUAACUGACAUGUCAACAACAGCCACCAUGGGGGACAUGGCAAACAGCGCUGUGGAGUUUUAUCCCAAAGGGUCUCGAGGCAGUACUGCAGGAGGCAGAAGGGCAGAUGGCAGCCAUGCAGGGGGAGACUUUGGGGUCACGGUGAAGGAGCUCAGGGAGCUGAUGGAACUCAGAGGCGCCGACGCCCUACAGAAGAUCCAGGAUAGCUACGGAGACACAGAGGGCCUGUGCCAGAGACUACAGUCCAACAUCACUGACGGUCUCAGUGGGGAUCCGGGAGACCUGGAACGUCGAUGCCAAACUUAUGGCCAAAACUUUAUCCCCCCGAAGAAACCCAAAACCUUCCUUGAGCUUGUGUGGGAAGCUCUGCAGGACGUCACGCUCAUCAUCUUGGAGGCUGCCGCCAUCAUUUCCCUCGGCCUGUCUUUCUACCAGCCUCCCAAUAAGGAAAGCGAAAUGUGUGGGGAAAGCGCUGGUGGGGCCGAGGACGAAGGGGAGGCAGAUGCCGGCUGGAUUGAGGGCGCUGCCAUCUUGCUAUCUGUGGUGUGUGUAGUUUUGGUGACGGCGUUCAACGACUGGUCCAAAGAAAAGCAGUUUCGGGGUUUGCAGAGUCGCAUCGAGCAGGAGCAGAAGUUCACUGUGGUGCGGAAAGGAAAUGUCAUCCAGAUCCCCGUGGCUGACAUGGUGGUGGGUGACAUAGCUCAGGUCAAAUACGGGGACCUUCUACCUGCUGAUGGCAUCUUGAUCCAAGGCAAUGACUUGAAAAUAGAUGAAAGCUCCCUGACAGGAGAAUCUGACCACGUACGCAAAUCAGCGGAUAAGGACCCCAUGCUGCUCUCAGGUACUCAUGUGAUGGAGGGCUCGGGCAGGAUGCUAGUCACGGCUGUGGGUGUCAACUCGCAGACGGGCAUCAUCUUCACCCUGCUGGGGGCGGGAGAGAUGGAAGAAGAUGCUAAAGAGAAGAAAGAUGACAGUACUCAGUUGCUCAUCUCCACUGAUGCCAGUAACAGCACAGUCACCAAUGGAAAACAGCCCGAUGGAACGGUGGAGAACAAUCAGAACAAAGCUAAGAAACAGGAUGGGGGUGUUGCCAUGGAGAUGCAACCCCUGAAGAGCGCAGAGGGAGGGGAGGUGGAGGACAGAGAGAGAAAGAAAACCAACGUUCCAAAGAAAGAGAAGAGCGUGCUGCAGGGCAAGCUCACCAAACUGGCCGUUCAGAUUGGCAAAGCAGGUUUGGUCAUGUCCGCCAUUACUGUCAUCAUCCUCGUGCUGUAUUUUGUCAUCAACACGUUUGUUGUUAAAGGUCGUUCAUGGUUGGCCGAGUGCACCCCAAUAUACGUCCAAUAUUUCGUGAAGUUUUUCAUCAUCGGAGUCACUGUGCUGGUGGUGGCUGUCCCAGAGGGCUUACCUCUCGCUGUCACCAUCUCUUUGGCUUACUCAGUCAAGAAAAUGAUGAAGGACAACAACCUUGUGCGGCAUCUGGAUGCAUGCGAGACAAUGGGCAAUGCCACGGCCAUCUGCUCCGACAAGACCGGAACCCUCACCACCAACCGGAUGACUGUGGUCCAGGCUUACAUCGGUGACGUCCACCAUCGCGUGAUUCCAGACCCCGGACUGGUCAACCCUCGAACGCUUGAUCUGUUGGUGCACGCCAUCGCCAUCAACAGCGCCUACACCUCCAAGAUCUUACCACCUGAUGUGGAGGGGGGUCUGGCUAAGCAGGUGGGCAACAAAACAGAGUGUGGCCUGCUGGGAUUUGUAUUAGACCUUCAGCAUGAUUACGCCCCUGUCAGAGAGCAGAUCCCUGAGGAGAAGCUGUACAAGGUUUAUACUUUCAACUCUGUGCGUAAAUCCAUGAGUACGGUGAUCAGACUGCCAGAUGGUACAUUCCGUCUCUACAGCAAAGGAGCUUCUGAGAUUAUGCUUAAAAAGUGUUCCUACAUUCUUGACGCCAACGGAGAACCACGCAGUUUCCGCCCACGUGACAGAGAUGAGAUGGUCAAGCAGGUCAUUGAGCCAAUGGCAUGCGAGGGGCUGAGGACCAUCUGCAUUGCAUAUCGUGAUCUGUCACCUAACCCGGAGCCAGAUUGGGAAAACGAGGCAGAAAUAGUGACGGAGUUGACGUGCAUCAGUGUGGUUGGGAUAGAGGACCCUGUGCGACCUGAGGUACCCGAGGCCAUCCGAAAGUGUCAACGCGCCGGCAUCACGGUCCGGAUGGUGACUGGUGACAACAUCAAUACAGCCAGGGCUAUUGCUGCCAAGUGUGGCAUCAUACAUCCUGGAGACGACUUCAUCUGUCUCGAGGGGAAAGAAUUCAACAGACGAAUCAGAAAUGAGAAAGGAGAGAUCGAACAGGAGCGCAUUGAUAGAAUCUGGCCCAAGCUGCGAGUUCUGGCUCGAUCCUCACCGACUGACAAGCACACGCUGGUUAAAGGGAUCAUCGAUAGCAGCGUUGUGGAGCAGAGGCAGGUUGUCGCAGUUACAGGGGACGGCACUAAUGACGGGCCGGCUUUGAAGAAAGCUGAUGUGGGCUUCGCCAUGGGCAUCGCAGGGACAGACGUGGCCAAAGAGGCGUCCGACAUUAUUCUGACUGACGACAACUUCAGCAGCAUUGUCAAAGCGGUUAUGUGGGGACGAAAUGUGUAUGACAGCAUAUCCAAGUUCUUGCAAUUCCAGCUCACGGUCAACGUCGUGGCUGUCAUCGUGGCCUUCACCGGGGCCUGCAUCACUCAGGACUCCCCAUUAAAGGCGGUCCAAAUGCUUUGGGUGAAUCUUAUUAUGGACACAUUUGCUUCUCUGGCACUGGCCACCGAACCCCCCACCGAAGCCCUCCUGCUGCGCAAACCAUACGGCCGAAACAACCCACUCAUCUCACUGACCAUGAUGAAGAACAUCCUGGGCCACGGAGUCUACCAGCUGAUUAUCAUUUUCACCCUCCUGUUUAUAGGCGAGCGCAUGUUCAACAUCGACAGUGGUCGCAACGCUCCGCUCCACUCACCCCCCUCGGAACACUACACUAUAAUAUUCAACACCUUUGUCCUCAUGCAACUUUUCAAUGAGAUUAAUGCCCGCAAGAUUCACGGAGAGAGAAACGUCUUUGAUGGCAUAUUUUCGAAUCCCAUCUUCUGCUCCAUCGUCCUGGGAACCUUUGCCGUGCAGAUUGUGAUUGUUCAGUGGGGAGGAAAGCCCUUCAGCUGUGCUCCUCUCAACAUGGAGCAGUGGCUCUGGUGUCUGUUUGUGGGAGUUGGAGAGCUCCUCUGGGGGCAGGUGAUUGCCACGGUGCCAACGGAGCGGCUGCCAUGUCUGAAGGAGGCGGGGCUUGGCCUGGAGCCUGGGGAGGAGGAAGGAGAGGAGCUGGCAGAGGAUGAGGAGGAGAUCGACUGUGCUGAAAGGGAGCUCCGCCGCGGACAGAUCCUCUGGUUCAGAGGCCUGAAUAGAAUCCAGACCCAGAUGGAGGUAGUGAGCACAUUCAAGCGAAGCGGUUCCUUUCAGGGAGCGGUGAGACGGCGUUCCUCAGUGCUCAGUCAGCUCCACGACGUAAACACUAUCUCUACCCCCUCUCACGUAGCUCUCUCCACCGCAACAGCCAAUACCAGCCCAGCUCCUGGGAAUGCGAGUGGUGAAAGCGUUCCGUAGUUCCCUGUACGAAGGCCGGGAGAAGCCGGAAUCCCGCAACUCCAUCCACAACUUCAUGGCCCACCCGGAGUUCCUCAUCAACGACCUCAUCCACAACAUCCCGCUGAUCGACGACACCGACGUGGACGACGAAUCAGAGCUCAGCAGAUACCAGCACC